This is a messenger RNA of Talpa occidentalis (Iberian mole), 1230 nucleotides long. RefSeq names its product butyrophilin-like protein 1. The record is from RefSeq and is a predicted model, not a curated record. The transcript has 9 exons. Gene Ontology annotation, molecular function: signaling receptor binding. Gene Ontology annotation, biological process: regulation of cytokine production; T cell receptor signaling pathway. Bases 1 to 1230 code for a protein of 409 amino acids. Gene Ontology annotation, cellular component: external side of plasma membrane. NCBI's taxonomy places the organism in Eukaryota, Metazoa, Chordata, Mammalia, Eulipotyphla, Talpidae.
AUGGAGGCUGAGAUGUUGCCUCACCUGGAGGUGUGCACAUGUGGGCCUGCCCCACCUGUCUCUCAUCUUCUCUCUGCAGUUGUGGGCUCUGCCCCCCAAGUGCACAUCACGGGGCCAGAGGAGGAUGGGGUACGCGUGGUGUGCACGGCCUCGGGCUGGUUCCCAGAGCCUCAGGUGCAGUGGAGACAGCCCCGUGGGGAGCAGUUCCUGGAGUUCUCCAAGGUCCAGGCACAGGACACUGAGGGCCUGUUCAGUGUGGAGGCCGCUCUGGUGGUGAGAGACAGCUCUGCGGGGAGCGUGACCUGUUCCAUCCUCAACCCCGUCCUGGGUCAGGAGAAGGUCAUGGCCAUUGUCAUCCCAGAGCCCUUCUUCCCCUGGGCCACUCCCUGGAAGCCGGCUUUCCUGGUGAUCCUGCCCUUGUUGCUGCUCCUGCUCCUGGGGGCUGCCUGCUACACCCAGAGAGAACAUUCCACACAGAUGCGGGAGCUGCAGGAACAAAUGAAUCUGUGUGGGGCUAAGGAGAAGGACAGACAGGCCAAGGAGGAGGCCUUGACGGACACAGAGGAACUCCAGGCAAUUCUAGGCCAGAGGAAGGCAGCUUACCUGGCUGCCUGGAGGAAGGCCCAGCUGUAUGCAGAUUGGAGGAAGGAGAAGUUCCGGGCCUGGCCUGUCACUCUGGAUCCAGGUUUUUGCAGUCAUGGAAUUGUCCUCUCUCAUGACAAGAAGAGUCUGACCUGUUAUCAUGAAGGAAUAGAAGGAGGAUACAGAGUUUGGGGUAUUGAGGGCAUCACAUCAGGCCGCUGUUACUGGGAAGUAGAGGUCAGGAGUUCAGACAGAACUGUGUGGGCACUGGGGGUCUGGACAAAAGAUGAGGAAAAUAGAAACGGUGCUGUGUCCCCACUGAAAAGGAAAUGGGUUAUUGGCCGGAACCAUAAUAUUUUCAAAGCCAGUACUGACCUUCCUAUUCUACUACCCCUUAGGCGGGUUCCCCACAGGGUGGGGGUUUUCCUGGACUAUGAUCAUGGGGAUGUCUCCUUCUAUGACAUGACUGAUGGCUCCCACAUCUUCUCCUUCCCUCCUGAGUCCUUCUCUGGGACCCUCUUUCCAUAUUUUGUCUGCCAUUUAGGAGACGUGUCCCUCACCUUUUGCCCCCUGGAGGCUGGGCCCCAGAAGCCCUCUGUGCCCAUGAACAAUCCUCCUUCUCUGAAGGAGCCUACUGUGUCCCCAUGA